AGCUGAAGAAGCCCCAACACCCAAAUCUACUAGCGGCAACGUUCUUCCGCCACUAAAGCCCGCCGGUCCGCCGCCGUCGCCCUGCUCCGGCGAGAGCAGCCAAUCUCAAAUUCUUCAGAAAAAAGAGGCAAUGGCGUCAAAAUACGACUUGACGCAGCGUAUAGGCCCGCAGCUGGAUCGUCAUCUAGUGUUCCCACUUCUCGAAUUUUUGCAGGAGAGAGGAAUGUACCCCGAGGAGGAUAUUUUGAAGGCGAAAAUUGACUUGCUUAACCAUACAAACAUGGUCGAUUAUGCAAUGGACAUUCACAAAUCACUCUACCGAUCCGACGACGUUCCGCAAGAAAUGGUGGAGCGGAGAUCCGAGGUGGUAGGUAGGCUUAAGGCAUUGGAAGAAGGAGCAGCUCCUUUGGUUACCUUUCUGCAGGAUUCUAGUGCAGUUCAGGAAUUGAGGGCUGACAAACAGUAUAAUCUUCAGAUGCUCAAUGAUCGCUAUCAGAUUGGUUCAGAACAGAUAGAAGCAUUGUACCAAUAUGCCAAAUUCCAGUUUGAAUGUGGAAACUACUCGGGUGCUGCUGAUUAUUUGUAUCAGUACAGAGCUUUGUCCACCAACAGUGAAAGAAGUUUGAGUGCAUUAUGGGGAAAACUAGCAGCAGAGAUAUUGAUGCAAAAUUGGGACAUUGCGUUAGAGGAGCUUAACCGCUUGAAGGAAAUUAUUGACUCAAAGAGUUUCUCUUCUCCUAUGAAUCAAGUCCAAAGUAGAAUAUGGCUGAUGCAUUGGAGUUUGUUCAUCUUCUUCAAUCACGACAAUGGAAGAAAUCAGAUCAUUGACUUAUUUAACCAGGAAAAGUAUCUGAAUGCCAUUCAAACAAAUGCUCCCCAUCUUUUACGUUAUCUGGCUACUGCAUUCAUCGUCAACAAAAGGAGGCGGCCUCAGUUUAAGGAAUUUAUGAAGGUGAUUCAGCAAGAGCAGUACUCUUGCAAAGAUCCCAUUACUGAGUUUUUGGCAUGUGUAUAUGUCAACUAUGACUUCGAUGGGGCUCAUGAAAAGAUGAAAGAGUGCGAAGAAGUAAUCUUGAAUGACCCAUUUCUUGGAAAGAGAGUAGAAGAAGGAAAUUUUUCCGGCGUACCAUUAAGAGACGAGUUCCUUGAAAAUGCUCGCCUUUUCAUCUUUGAGACCUACUGCCGUAUUCAUCAGCGCAUUGACAUGAGUGUGCUUGCUGAGAAACUUAAUCUGGAAUAUGAGGAGGCAGAAAGAUGGAUAGUGAAUCUUAUAAGGACCUCAAAGCUUGAAGCUAAGCUUGACACGAAAACGGGAACGAUUAUGAUGGAACCUAAUCACACCAAUGUGUACGAACAGCUUAUCGACCACACUAAAGCACUUUCUGGCCGCACUUAUAAAUUAGUCAGCCAGCUCAUGGAACAUGCUCAGGUGCAGGCUACACGAUAGAGUUUGUACUCUUGGUGCUUGGUUGAUAACUUGAUUAAUGAUAAAUUAGUUUUGUUCUUGCAAAUUUUGGAUUAAGAGCAGUUGCAAGUAAUGUUUCGAAUGAAUUAUUUAUUUUAUUUAUUAUUAUUUAAAUAAUUGCCGAGAGAUGUAAUUUUUUCUUUGAUCGUGUGGUGGAAUAUAAAUUUCGAAAA
Messenger RNA from Erythranthe guttata (spotted monkey flower), 1638 nucleotides. RefSeq names its product eukaryotic translation initiation factor 3 subunit E. Gene Ontology annotation, cellular component: cytoplasm; eukaryotic translation initiation factor 3 complex. The record is from RefSeq and is a predicted model, not a curated record. NCBI's taxonomy places the organism in Eukaryota, Viridiplantae, Streptophyta, Magnoliopsida, Lamiales, Phrymaceae. Gene Ontology annotation, molecular function: translation initiation factor activity.